AUGCCGAAGCACAAGUCCUCUGUCAGAUCUCGGGUGGAGUCAUACGUGAACACCCUAGACGCGGCCGAAGCCGCAAGCAUCGCAGCUACUCAGCAGCUCUUGAGAGAAGACUCCGUGAGAGAGCAACUCGCUUUUAUCAAGGCUAAUCUGGGACAUCUACCGCAAGGAAUUGAAAGACUAGAGGAAAGAGAAGUCCCGCUCGCCGAGAGCCUCGAAGUCUUCGAAGGAAUUAUCAGAGUUCUCGAUAUGAUCCCCAACACCGCCGGUGAAAGAUUCCGGAAUAAGUGUAAAUUUGUUCUGAGUCGAAAUCCUGACUAUGAACGAAUCAGGUCCAUCGCUCAAGUUCUGAGAGGAGACUCUCCCGAUAGCAGUCUCGAAGGUUUUAGCCCCAGUGAACUGUCAGCCUUUAAAUUCGCUCCUAUCACGUCGGUAGACGUGGAGAGGAGUUUUUCUAUGCUUAAGUACAUCCGUGACGAUCGGAGGCAUAGUUUCACCUUCGAGAAUCUUAAAAUGGUGCUUGUGAUAUACUGUAAUCAAUAA
Messenger RNA from Galendromus occidentalis (western predatory mite), 540 nucleotides. RefSeq lists its product as uncharacterized. The transcript has a single exon. Lineage: Eukaryota; Metazoa; Arthropoda; Arachnida; Mesostigmata; Phytoseiidae. The record is from RefSeq and is a predicted model, not a curated record. The coding region runs from base 1 to 540 and encodes 179 amino acids.